Linum trigynum is the source of this 1251-nucleotide messenger RNA. NCBI's taxonomy places the organism in Eukaryota, Viridiplantae, Streptophyta, Magnoliopsida, Malpighiales, Linaceae. The record is from the annotation of a GenBank genome assembly.
AUGGACCAGCACGAAAACAAUAACAACAACGGUGAGGGUCUCCCCGGCGGAGAAGCCGACGAUGCUCUUCAAUCGAUCGACCACCACAAUGAUGACGACAGGUCCUUUUCUCACACUGGAGAUGGAGCUAGUCCCGGAAAGAUUUUCAUUGGUGGUUUAGCAAGAGAGACUACACCUGCUCAAUUUAUCAAGCAUUUUGGUAAAUAUGGUGAAAUUACGGAUUCUGUCAUAAUGAAGGACCGAAAAACCGGUCAACCUCGUGGAUUUGGGUUCGUCACCUAUGCAGACCCUUCUGUUGUUGAUCAAGUCAUUCAGGACACACAUAUUAUUAAUGGGAAACAAGUGGAAAUCAAGCGAACAAUACCAAGGGGUGCUGCUGGGCCUAAGGAUUUCAAGACGAAGAAAAUUUUCGUCGGUGGAAUUCCUUCAGCAGUGACUGAAGAUGACUUGAAGGAAUUCUUUUCGCAAUUCGGGAGCAUUGCAGAACACCAGAUCUUGAGGGAUCAUUCUACCAAUCGUUCUCGUGGCUUUGGGUUUGUUACCUUUGAGGAAGAAGAUGCAGUUGAUGAACUUCUUACAAAGGGAAAUCGGCUCGAAUUUGCUGGAACUCAGGUUGAGAUCAAGAAGGCAGAACCAAAGAAGCCUAACCCACCAACUCCUUCGUUUAAACGUUAUGGCGAUUCAAGGUCAACGCCUCGUGGUGGAUAUGGUGAUACCUAUGGUGGACUCGGAGGCCACGCGUAUGGAGGUGGUGGCGGCGGUGCCAAUUUAUACAGAUCAGGUGGCGGUGCAUAUGGAGGCGGCAGGAUGAGUGCUUAUGGUGGAUAUGGCGCUGGUGAAUAUGGUGGCGGAGGAGGAUAUGGAGGAGGGUAUGGCGGUGGCCCUGGUGGUGGUGGCGGCAUAGGAGGGCCUUACAGAGGAGAACCCUCUGUUGGAUAUUCAGGACGUUAUGGCGGCGGCGGAGGAGGAUACAGCAGGGGAGGUUACGAUAUGGGUGGAGGAGGUUAUGGUGCUCCUGCCGACAGCUAUGGCAGUGGGGGUGGUGGUGGGUACAUGGGCGGUGCACCUGGCCCUGCUGGUGGCUAUGGAGCUGGUGGUUAUGAUGCUGGCCUUGGCGGAGGCUAUGGGGGCGGUGGCAGUGCAAGUGGUGGAGGUUCGUUCUAUGGAAGUAGAGGUGGGUAUGGGAGCGGCAGUGGUGGGUAUGGCAGCAGCGGAGCUGGCGCUGGUAGGUACCAUCCUUAUGGAAGAUAG